Molecule: messenger RNA, 654 nt
Organism: Bipolaris oryzae ATCC 44560
Lineage: Eukaryota; Fungi; Ascomycota; Dothideomycetes; Pleosporales; Pleosporaceae
Exons: 5
Coding region: 1-654 (217 amino acids)
Biological process (GO): vesicle-mediated transport
Cellular component (GO): membrane
Source: RefSeq, a predicted model, not a curated record
AUGGCAUCCGCUUCCUUCCGAGAAUCCAUGAACUCGCUUGGCUGGUCCAGGCGCGAGUCGCAGGCCCCCGUGAGCACCGCGCCGCCCUCGCUGCUCGAUAGAAUACAGAACCUGAAUCCCUUUGGCGAGGGAGGCUACGUGCGACUGCCUACCACCGAAACAAACCCCGGUGCCCCUCUGCCUGCCCCAACGCGAAGAGAGGAAGAAGAGGGCUGGUUUGCGCUAAGUCGGUGGGACCGGUUGCUCGUUUUUGGCGGCCUGCUCCUUGCUGCCUUGGCCAUGUUUGCUACAUGCAUUGGCCUCAUGUUUACGCCUGUCUUUUUGGUUAGGCCGCGCAAGUUUGCCAUCUUAUGGUCUAUGGGCAGCCUUCUCUUUCUAGCUGCAUGGGGUGUCCUGAUGGGCCCGAUACAAUAUGUUCAUCACCUUAUCUCCGGCCCCAGACUUCCGUUCACAGCCGCGUAUUUUGGCAGCAUCGUCCUCACGUUGUAUUUCUCCCUAGGUCUGCAUAGCACCCUUCUCACCUUCAUUGCGGCUGCCGCUCAGCUAGUUUCGCUGGUUUGGUACAUCGUAUCCUACUUCCCCAUGGGCUCCUCUGGUCUACGUUUUGCUGCGCGCUUUGGAGGAAACCGCGUCGCCGCCUGGAUAAGUGACUAG